CAAAUUUUUCUCGAAGCCAUCACUUUAAUGACACUUAUGUCGGCAUGUUUAUCAUGCACGUUGAUAAUGCUUCAUGCAUGUCCCACCGUUAGUGAUCUUGAAAACAUUCACUCACGAUCACAUACAAGACGGUGAAUUUAUUAUAUUUAUGUUGUGCCCAGACAUAAACCUCUCAGAAUUCAUAUGCUUCUGCUAUCGUCUUCUUGAAGAAACAGCUGACGAGACGAAUCAAAAGUAUCAAAACAUCUGAUCAAUUUUUUAUUGAGGUGAUUGUGAUGAGAAUUUGGAGGUUGGAUCUAAUUCUCUCCUGCUUAUAAAGUUUAUCAUUUCCCAAAGUCAGAUAGUUAAAAUACUGUAUUUUUCUGACUUCAAACAUUUCAAUCAAUUCGUAACUUAAAAAUGGGAGUUCCGAACGUACCUUUGAGAAUACCUACUCAUGCUCAAAAAGUGUGUAAUCUGUACAAAAGGGCUCUUCGCUGUCUUGAAUCAAAUGAACCAGACAGGCCAUUGUUGAGGUACAAGUCGGUUCUUAUGCGUGAAAGAUUUGAAAAGAAUCGCAAUGAAAAAGAUCCCAUCAGAGCAACUCAAUAUUUGAUUGAUGGAGAAAAGGAACUGUUCAAAAAGGCACAUUUUCAACCAGCAGUCUUUGCUGCGAGUGCUGGAGAACUUUUGUGGAAUAGAUACGCCCAUAUAUCAGAUUCUGUUCUCGAUUAUUGGCAUCCUCUGGAGAAGGCUCAGUACCCGGAAUAUUUCGCUCGCCGUGAACAAAGGAAAAGGCAAAUGGAGCAGUGGUGGGAAAAGACAUACGGCAAGCCAGGCCAAAAUAAUGAGCAUCAUUGAGAUUCUCAAUGUCUUCAAGGCUCUUUUCGUGGCAGAUACAGUCGUAAAAUGCCGAAGUGUAAAUUAUGUGUAGUGUUAUAUUAUUUCUGGCAAUAAAUAAUACAUUCAAUUUAA
Nilaparvata lugens (brown planthopper) is the source of this 954-nucleotide messenger RNA. It is a transcript of the gene ND-B22, whose product is annotated as NADH dehydrogenase [ubiquinone] 1 beta subcomplex subunit 9. The transcript is spliced from 4 exons. NCBI's taxonomy places the organism in Eukaryota, Metazoa, Arthropoda, Insecta, Hemiptera, Delphacidae. Gene Ontology annotation, biological process: mitochondrial electron transport, NADH to ubiquinone. Bases 400 to 840 code for a protein of 146 amino acids. The record is from RefSeq and is a predicted model, not a curated record.